AUGCCACCUAAACAAGACAGUAAUAAUAAAGUGAAGAAGAGAGUAAGAAAGUCAAUUACAAUGGAGGUUAAAUCUAAGAUUUUAAAACUCAAAGAUCGCGGUUAUUCGACUUCAUCUAUUGGACGAGAACUUAAUUUAUCACGCACGACGGUACAAACAAUAUUGAAAGAUAAAGAAAAACUCUUAACAGCUCUUCCUUCCGUCUCUUCAAACAGCACUAUUAUACGCAAAAGGAAUGCUUUAAUUUAUGAAAUGGAAAAACUGUUGUACAAUUGGAUUCAAGAUCAAACUCAGCGACGGGUUCCUCUAAGUUUGGCUAUUAUACAAAAUAAGGCGCUGAGUAUCAUCAACACACUGCAAAAUAAACGUGGCGAGAAUAAUAGUGACGAAACAAAAUGUUUUUCUGCCAGUCGCGGAUGGUUCAUGCGCUUUAAAACGAGAUAUUCGUUGCAUAACAUUCGAGUGCAAGGAGAAGCUGCUAGUGCCGAUCAUGUGGCUGCUCAGAGUUUUCCUGGAAUAUUAAAGGAAAUUAUCGAAAGUGGAGACUAUUCGCCUAAACAAAUUUUUAACGUGGACGAAACUGGUUUGUUUUGGAAAAAAAUGCCCUCUCGUACUUUUAUAUCACAGGAAGAAAAGUCUAUGCCUGGAUUUAAAGCGGCUAAAGAUCGUUUGACGUUGUUAUUGGGUUCGAAUGUUGAAGGUGAUCUUAAAUUGAAACCCCUUUUAGUUUAUAGGUCUGAAAAUCCUCGAGCUCUCAAAAAUUACGUCAAGAGUACUCUUCCAGUUAUAUGGAAGGCUAAUCCAAAGGCAUGGGUUACAUCAAUACUUUUUGAAGAAUGGUUUACUAAGCAUUUUAUACCUGAAGUGAAACAGUACUGUUCAAACAAUAAUUUGACUUAUAAAGCUUUACUUAUUUUGGACAAUGCUCCCGGCCAUCCUGUGCGUAUUGCCGAUAUUGAUCCUCAAAUCAAAGUCGUGUUCCUGCCUCCCAACACCACUUCGUUGUUACAGCCGAUGGAUCAAGGAGUUAUCGCGUCUUUUAAGGCCUAUUAUCUCAGGAGAACUUUUUCACAGGCUGUAAAGGCUAAUGAAAAUGAUGGCAUGGAGCUGAGAGAUUUUUGGAAAAGUUAUAAUAUCCUGCAAUGCGUAAAAAAUAUUGCUACUUCAUGGGAUGAGGUGACACCCAACAAUUUAAAAGGAGUGUGGAAAAAGUUAUGCCCAUUUUUUUUUGAGCCAUCUGAAAGUUCUACAUCUACAGAUCAACCAAAUGUCGAUGAGAUCACAACUGACAUUGUUCAUUUGGCUAACCGUUUGCCUGACAUUGCAGUUACUACUGAUGAUAUUGAUGAUCUGUUAAGCUCACAUUCGCAAGAACUGACUGAUGAAGAUCUUAUUGAAUUGGAGGCACAAGUACAAAAGGAAGCACUCGAGUCACAAGAAAUAGCUUCUUCUAUUAGUGACUCUGAAAAAGAACUUACACUAAAAAAACUUUCCGUAGCCUUUGCAAAUUUGAAGAAUGCCAUGAAAAUUUUUGAAGAAAAUGAUCCUAAUUUUGAGAGAAGUUUUAACGUUAAUAACAAAAUUUGUGCAACCUAUCACUGUUACCAAGAUCUGUAUGAUAGCAAGAAGAAAGAAGCCAAGCAAUCUAGAAUUGAUAGUUUCUUUAAGCCAAAAGUUUAA
Messenger RNA from Achroia grisella, 1680 nucleotides. RefSeq names its product tigger transposable element-derived protein 1-like. The record is from RefSeq and is a predicted model, not a curated record. Lineage: Eukaryota; Metazoa; Arthropoda; Insecta; Lepidoptera; Pyralidae. The transcript has a single exon. Bases 1 to 1680 code for a protein of 559 amino acids. Gene Ontology annotation, molecular function: DNA binding. Gene Ontology annotation, cellular component: nucleus.